Molecule: messenger RNA, 718 nt
Organism: Gekko japonicus
Lineage: Eukaryota; Metazoa; Chordata; Lepidosauria; Squamata; Gekkonidae
Product: Bardet-Biedl syndrome 4 protein-like
Exons: 9
Biological process (GO): cilium assembly; protein localization to cilium
Cellular component (GO): ciliary basal body
Molecular function (GO): protein binding
Source: RefSeq, a predicted model, not a curated record
GCCGAUAGCUUCCGAGUAGCUCGGUAACCUUGGCAACAAGACAUUUGCGGAGGCCGUUUUGGCCGCUCGAUCCGGCAUGGCGGAGGUGAAGGCCCGACCGAUCUCAUCCUUCCCAGUGGCUUUAGACCUUCCAAAAGUUCGCUCAGGAAAAGUGCCAGAACUACCCAUUCUGGAGAAAAGGAACUGGCUGAUACACCUGCACUACAUCCACAAAGACUAUGAUGCGUGUAAGAUUGCUAUAAAAGAGCAACUUCAGGAGAGCCAUGGAAUGUGCGAAUAUGCAAUCUAUGUUCAAGCUUUGAUAUUCCGCUUGGAAGGGAAGAUUCAAGAGUCACUGGAACUUUUCCAGACGUGUGCUAUUCUCAGUCCUCAGAGCGCAGACAAUCUCAAGCAGGUGGCUAGGACGUUGUUUCUUCUGGGGAAGCACAAAGCAGCCAUUGAAUUGUACACUGAUGCGGCCAGACUCAACAAGAAGGACUGGGAGAUUUUCCACAACUUGGGCAUCUGCUACAUGUAUCUGAAACACUUCAACAAGGCGAAAGACCAACUGAACACCGCUCUGGAGCUGAACCGGCAUGACUUGACGUACGUGAUGUUGGGGAAGAUUCACCUGAUGGAGGGGAAUACGGAGAAGGCCAUUGAAGUGUACAAGAAAGCAGUGGAGUUCUCUCCUGAAAACACGGACCUGCUGACGACCCUGGGCUUGCUCUACCUGCAG